Messenger RNA from Onychostoma macrolepis, 2538 nucleotides. RefSeq lists its product as uncharacterized. Lineage: Eukaryota; Metazoa; Chordata; Actinopteri; Cypriniformes; Cyprinidae. The coding region runs from base 166 to 1020 and encodes 284 amino acids. The record is from RefSeq and is a predicted model, not a curated record. The transcript has 6 exons.
CACGCCGCGGGAGCGCGCAGAGCUCAUCAUGUCCUCCAGGUGGAUUUCCCUGUAGUCUCUCCCCACAAACAGACGUGAUCAAAACAUCUUAAUCUUCAUCUUCAUCAUCAUCAUCAUCAUCAUCGGUUCUGCUGUGCGCGCGCCCGUGUGUGUGUGUGUGUGUGCAUGAUGCGCGUGCUGGCGUUCUGGACGGCGGCGUGCGUUUUCUGCGCUGUAGUGAGAUGCGUUCCUCUGGCGGAUGACAAGAGCACUGACUGUGGUUCUGAAGACGUCAGUAUCGGUGCUAACGGACCCACGGCCGGCUGUGACCGACGCGACACUGAUGAUGUUCUGAACGCUCAGGAGAGACACGAGGGUCUGCUGAGAGAGCUACAGGAGCUGGCUCAACACGAGAAUGACAGAGAGCGAGAAUACACCCGCGAGAGAGACGACUAUGAGCUCAACGACGAGGAGGAAGACGAGGGAGCGAUGAAGGAGCAGAAUGCGCGAGACCUGGAUGAGCUUCUGCAGGAGGAGAUCCAGAAGACGGAGAUCCAGAGGAAACAAGACGAGGAGCUGGAGGAGCUUCUGAAGGACCUGAAGAGCAAACAACAGGAGAAGAAACGCAGGAGGAACGAGGAGGAGGAGGAGGAGAAGAGGAAGAACGAGCUGGAGCUGAGGGUGGAGAAGGAGAAGGUGGAGAAGGAGCUGAAGGAGCUGCUGGAGGAGCAGAAGAACGACACCAAGAGCUGGAACAAAGAGAAGGAGAAGGAGGAGAAACAGGAGGAGCUGCAGGAGCUGAUGAGGAAGAUGGAGCGUGUGAAGGAGGUGGAGGACGAGAAGAAGGAGAAGCGGGAGAUGGAGAACGCCAGCGAUGAGGCCACAAGACAGUUCGAGAGAGAGAGAGACGAGGAGGAGGAGGAGGACAGACAGCGUGAUGAAGAGGAGGAGGAGGAGGAGGAUGAAGAUGAGGAGCUUCUGGAGAUUGAAGCUGAACUGAGGAAAGUGGCAGCGCAACUACAUGAACUACGCAGGGGUUAAACACACACACAAAAUAUCACAUCAUUUAGUCCAUUCAUGAAGGUAUAUAUUCAUAAACUCAUAGAGGCAGUUCAUUUAUUAGGCUUCACUAUCCUGCUGCAGAUGUUCAUAAAUAUAAUUCUCAACAAACACUAAAUGGUAAAGCCAUAGAGACGUGUGUUUAGUGCUCAAUAACACAAGCCACGCCCCCUAAUCAUCACUGAGAGAAUAUAUAUAUAUAUAUAUAGCCCCGCCUCCUCAUUUGAAUAUUUCAGCAUUCAUGUCUAUAUUGUAAUGCAAUACUUUCUUGAGUGGUACAACUAAUAUAAUGAGACACGUGUGCACAUAUGAUGAAGUAAUAAUGUGAUUUGUGCUCUUGACUGUUACUGUAAAUCUGAAUCAUUCUGCUGUGUGAACAUGGCUAAAACUGUUCUGGGGUCAGGAGAUUGUGUUUGUGUGUGUGUGUGUGUGUGUGUGUGUGUGUGUGUGUGUGUGUGAGUUGGACAGGAAACGCAGGCGUUCUUUCCCUGCAUGUUGCACUUUCCUGAAAGCAGCCAAUGAGAGCAGGUCUGGUCACAGACUCCGCCCACACACACAUUGAUGUCAUUGAGUUUUAAUAGAUUUGAAAGAAAAACCAGCAAUAAGAGACAGAGGUGCUGAUCAACAGGCCUACAUGAGUGUUGACUGCAGAAUGAAUCUUAUAUUUAUUAUGAAUGUAAAUGCAGAUUAGCGGAACAUAUAAAGGGGAGAGAAUAGUUCUGUGUGUUUGGUUUAAUAAAGAUCUGUUGACUGAACACACAGCGCCUCAGUGUCUGUCUGAUAGAGAUCCUGAAGAGGUUUAUAAUAUGUGUGUUUUAAUGUGAUCAUUGAUUUCAAACAAGCUCCGCCCUCAGAUUCUUCACCAUGGCAACCAUGGCAUCGUUCAUUGUGUGAGUGAAUCGUUUAGUUUGAAUCAAAUCAAAAGUGAUUCUUCACGGUUCGUUGUAAAUGAGUGAAAGACUCAUUUAAGUAAUAAGAAAUUAAACAAAGCACUUUAUCAGUCAAAUUCUGUUUCACUUUAAUCACGUUUUUGAUUUAUUAUUGUAUUGGGCAUGACCAUUAUUGCAAUAUCUGGUAUUUUAAAAAGUGUCAUGUAAAUAUGUUAUAUUAUGAUCAUCACUACUAUGGUAUUAAAAUUUUGUCGCUUUUACAAUAUAAAACAACAGUAAUUUCUGUAGCAAGAAUCAAAUACAUUGUUUAAAAAAUUCUCAGUAUGACUGAUAUUAGUAUGGAAACUACUAAAUAAAAUAAAGGUAUACUAAAUAAUACUAAUAAACUAAAUAAAGGUCAUUUUAUUUUACAGUCUGCACUUUUUCUCGCAGUUUAUAUCGUCAAAUUCUUUUUUUUCGGUCUGAAUUCUGAGUUUAGGCUACAAAUUGCAAUUCUAUGGAAGCGCAUUUUCGCUACAGUAUAAGAUAAAUAUUUUUUUGUAACAAUUCAGACUUGCAAUUCUGAUAUUUUCCUCAGAAUUGCAACAUAUAAACUGACGCAAAUCUGACU